Messenger RNA from Protopolystoma xenopodis, 426 nucleotides. Lineage: Eukaryota; Metazoa; Platyhelminthes; Monogenea; Polystomatidea; Polystomatidae. The record is from the annotation of a GenBank genome assembly.
AUGGAAGUCAUUGAUGUGAGCUCUGAAUGGAGAACUUUUUCAAAUGAUACCAGCUCUAAAGAUAUGUGCCGUGUAGGUGCAGCAGAAAAUCCGCUACUCGAUAGUGGAGACUUAUCUACUAUAAUUGGAGGCCCUUCUCCUUCCGAUUCUCGCCAAUUCGACGACCAAGGUAGACCACUCUAUAAAAGUAGAAGAAACCUGUCUGCUCCUGAUAGAGCUCUUUUGGGAGCCUUUCGUGAGAUUAAUCAGAUGGGAGAGCGACUUAAUUUACCAAAAAGUAUAUCCGAUCAUGCAAACCGACUCUUUAAGCAGGUUUACGAGACUCGCCAUCUCAGAGGUAGAAGCAACGAUGCAGUCUCCACUGCUUGUCUCUACAUGGCUUGUCGGCAAGAGGGAGUUCCUCGAACUUUCAAAGGUGCCCCAUAG